UUGCUUUUUUUUCCAGAAGAUGGUGAAGACGGUCUAGACGGCAAACCUGGAACGCCAGGAUUUCUUUUGGUCGACAGUAGUUAUGAUGAGGACUGCAUUCAGUGUCCUUCUGGUCCACCUGGGCUACCCGGAAAAAGUGGCAUGCCAGGUCCAGCUGGUCCUCCUGGGAAACCAGGAAUACCUGGAAAAGAUGGGAAAGUUGGAGAGCCUGGCUUGCCCGGCCUCACUGGUGACUAUGGACCGCCCGGAAAUGUUGGCAUAGCAGGAGAAGCAGGUGAACCAGGCGAAGAUCGGAUUGUUCCAGUUUAUCUUCCCGGAGCACCUGGACCACCAGGCCUUCCAGGCAAAAUUGGAUCACGAGGUGAAGCUGGCAUUCCGUCUGAGAAAGGUGAACCUGGACCAAGAGGCCCGAAAGGGCCACCAGGUAAAAAUGGGGCUCCCGGUCAAGCUGGACAAUCCGGACAGGUAAAUGAUGUUUUAAAAAAGCUCAAGCAGCAAUUUCUGCUUUGCAAUGAUUUCUUCAGUCAAUUUGUUUUGAUUUUCAUCGAUUCAGUUCGUCAGCCACUUGCACAAUUUAUCUUUUUGCCUCAAUUUCGGACACUUUUGCCUCCUUUUUUUGGUUUAAUUUCUAUUGUCAGUUUUGGCGCUCUAUAGCA
Molecule: messenger RNA, 656 nt
Organism: Gongylonema pulchrum
Lineage: Eukaryota; Metazoa; Nematoda; Chromadorea; Rhabditida; Gongylonematidae
Source: the annotation of a GenBank genome assembly